AUGGUUUACAACGCCCGUUGGGGUAUUCUAGCUACCGGAGGUAUCGCCAAAACCUUCGUGAAAGACCUCCUCAAAGACCCUUCAGCCCGCGAUGCCUCCGACAUAACCCACACCGUUACAGCAGUCGCAAGCUCCUCCUCCGCCAGCCGCGCACAGCAAUUCAUCACCGAGCUCUCCAUCCCAGGCAACCCCAAGGCCUACGGAUCGUAUGACGAGCUCGUCAACGAUCCCAACGUAGACGUCAUCUACGUCGCUACGCCCCAUUCGCACCACUACCAGAACGCGCGUCUGGCGCUGGAAGCCGGGAAACAUGUCCUGUGCGAAAAGGCGUUUACAGUCAACGCAGCGCAGACCAAGAUACUUGUUGAUCUUGCACGCAGCAAGGGUCUGUUUUUGAUGGAGGCUGUGUGGACGAGAUACUUCCCACUGAGUGUGCAGGUGCGCGAUAUAAUCCAAAAGGGGGAGGAGAUUGGCGAGGUGGUGCGUGUUCAGGCGGAUUUGAGUAUUGGGAAUGCCGAGGGGUUUGAUGUUGCGAGUCGCAUGGUGAAUUUGGAUCUUGCGGGGGGUGCUUUGCUUGACCUGGGAAUCUACUCCCUAACAUGGGUCUUUCAAACCCUCUACCACACUCUCCCUCCCUCAGAACGCAAACCCCCUUCCGCUAUUCAGUCGUCAAUGGUGAAAUAUACCGCCACAGGCGCAGAUGAAGAUACCACCAUUCUCCUCACAUUCCCUACAACGACCCCAAACAAUAACAGACGGACAUCGCAUGCCGUCGCCAUGACCGCAUUUGCAGUCGAUUCGCAUCCCAAGGGGACGCCCUCGGUCCGUAUCCAGGGCACAAAAGGUGAGAUUCAGAUCAUUGGCCCUGCGUAUCGGCCAGUUAAAUACCGCGUUGUACCGCAAGAUGAGUCCAAGCAGAUCAGGGAGGUGGAGGGUGACUUUCCUGAUGGUGGGCAUGGGAUGUAUUGGGAGGCGGAUGAGGUAGCCCGGUGUCUGAGAGAUAAGAAACAGGAAAGUGAGGGCAUGCCGUGGGAAGAGAGUAUUGUGAUUAUGGAGGUUAUGGAUGAAGUGAGGAAGCAAAAUGGAUUGGUUUAUCCGGAGAAGAUUGAGAGUGUUGAGUAUCCUCUUGCUUUGUAA
Talaromyces marneffei is the source of this 1137-nucleotide messenger RNA. RefSeq lists its product as uncharacterized. The record is from RefSeq and is a predicted model, not a curated record. Lineage: Eukaryota; Fungi; Ascomycota; Eurotiomycetes; Eurotiales; Trichocomaceae. Gene Ontology annotation, molecular function: nucleotide binding. The coding region runs from base 1 to 1137 and encodes 378 amino acids. The transcript has 4 exons.